Chionomys nivalis (European snow vole) is the source of this 6820-nucleotide messenger RNA. It is a transcript of the gene Flt1, whose product is annotated as fms related receptor tyrosine kinase 1. Bases 239 to 4237 code for a protein of 1332 amino acids. The record is from RefSeq and is a predicted model, not a curated record. Gene Ontology annotation, biological process: multicellular organism development; cell migration; protein phosphorylation. Gene Ontology annotation, cellular component: signaling receptor complex; plasma membrane. The transcript is spliced from 30 exons. Gene Ontology annotation, molecular function: vascular endothelial growth factor receptor activity; ATP binding. Lineage: Eukaryota; Metazoa; Chordata; Mammalia; Rodentia; Cricetidae.
GGCUCGGAGUGCGGUGGCGGACAUUCCCCGGUGGUAGUGGCGGCGGCUCAGAGCGGGCUCCGGGGCGCGAGCGCGGCGGCUAGCGGACGCCGGACGGCGAAGAGGGGGACCUCGGCUGCAGGCGCGGAGAAGGGCUCUCGCGGCGCCAGGCAGGAGAGCGAGGGGACCGGCUCGGGCGGCUGCGCUGUCGGCCUUGUAGAGCGCGGGCACCGGGCCAGCAGGCCGCGUCGCGCUCACCAUGGUCAGCUGCUGGCACACCGCGGUCCUGCUGUGCGCGCUGCUUGGCUGUUUGCUUCUCACAGGAUAUGGUUCAGGGUCGAAGUUAAAAGGCCCUGAACUGAGUUUAAAAGGCGCCCAGCAUGUCAUGAGAGCCGGCCAGACUCUUUUUCUCAAGUGCAGAGGGGAGGUGGCCCACACGUGGUCUCUGCCUGCAACGGUGAGUACGGAGGAGAAACGGCUGAGUGUCACUAGAUCUACCUGCGGGAGGAACCACAGACAGUUCUGCAGCACCUUGACCUUGGACAUGGCGCAGGCCAACCACACGGGCCUCUACACCUGCAGAUACCUCCCCAAAUCUGUGUCCAAGAAGAAGAAAAUGGAAUCCUCCAUCUACAUAUUUGUCAGUGAUGCAGAGAGUCCCUUCAUAGAGAUGCACAGUGACAUCCCUAAACUUGUGUACAUGAGGGAAGGACAAGAACUCAUCAUCCCCUGCCGAGUGACAUCACCCAACAUCACAGUCACCCUGAAAAAGUUUCCAGCUGAUACUCUGAUCCCUGAUGGAGAAAGAAUCAUGUGGGACAGUACGAAAGGCUUUAUAAUAGCAAAUGCAACAUACAGAGAAAUAGGACUUCUGAACUGCGAAGCCACAGUCAACGGGCGCCUCUACCAGACAAACUAUUUGACCCAUCGGCAAACCAAUACAAUCCUAGAUGUCCGCAUAAGCCCUCCAAGCCCGGUGAGACUGCUCCAUGGCCAGACUCUUGUCCUCAACUGUACCACAACCACUGACCUGAACACGAGGGUGCAGAUGAGCUGGCAUUACCCUGGCAGAGCAACUAAGAGAGCUUCCAUAAGGCAACGGAUUGACCAAAGCAAUCCCCACAACAAUGUGUUCCACAGUGUUCUUAAGAUCACCAACGUGCAGCGCCAAGACAAGGGACUCUACACUUGCCGUGUGAAGAGUGGAUCGUCAUUUAGAUCUUUCAACAGCUCCGUGCAUGUGUACGGAAAGGGAUUCAUCAGCGUGAAGCAUCGGAAGCAGCAGGUGCAGGAAACCAUAGCGGGAAAGCGGUCCUAUCGGCUGUCCAUGAAAGUGAAGGCCUUCCCCUCGCCAGAAGUUGUAUGGUUGAAAGAUGGCUCACCUGCCACAGAGAAGUCGGCUCGCUAUUCGGUGCACGGUUACUCGCUGGUUAUCAAAGAUGUGACUACUGAGGACGCAGGGGACUAUACAAUCCUGCUGGGCAUAAAGCAGUCAAACCUCUUUAAAAACCUCACUGCCACCCUGAUUGUAAAUGUGAAACCUCAGAUCUAUGAGAAGUCCGUGUCGUCCUACCCGAGCCCGGCUCUCUAUGCGCUGGGCAGCAGACAGGUUCUCACUUGCACCGUGUAUGGAAUCCCUCAGCCUACAGUCGAGUGGCUCUGGCACCCCUGUCACCACAAUCGCUCCAAAGAAAGGUAUGACUUCUGUUCUGAGAGUGAAGAGUCCUUGAUCCUGGGUCCUGACAGCAACGUGGGAAACAGAAUUGAGAGCAUCACUCAGCGUAUGAUGGUCAUAGAAGGAACCAACAAGACGGUUAGCACCUUGGUGGUGGCGGACUCGAGAACUUCUGGAAUCUACAGCUGCAAGGCCAUCAAUAAAAUAGGGACUGUGGAAAGAAACAUAAAAUUUUACGUCACAGAUGUCCUGAAUGGCUUUCACGUCUCCUUGGAAAAGAUGCCCACAGAAGGAGAGGACUUGAAAAUCUCCUGCACGGUCAACAAGUUCCUGUACAGAGACAUUACCUGGAUUCUGCUCCGGACAGUUAAUAACAGAACCAUGCACCAUAGCAUCAGCAAGCAAAAGAUGGCCACCACCCAAGAGUAUUCCAUCACUCUGAACCUUGUCAUCAAGAAUGUGUCCCUGGAAGAUUCAGGCACCUAUGCCUGCAGAGCCAGGAAUAUAUACACAGGGGAAGAAAUCCUCCGGAAGACAGAAGUUCUCGUUAGAGACCAGAAGGCGCCACACCUGCUGCAGAACCUCAGUGACUACAAGGUGUCCAUCAGCGGCUCUGCGACCUUAGACUGCCUAGCUAGCGGUGUCCCUGAGCCUCACAUCGCUUGGUUCAAAAACAACCACAAAAUACAGCAAGAACCUGGAAUUAUUUUAGGACCGGGAAACAGCACGCUGUUUAUUGAAAGAGUCACAGAAGAGGAUGAAGGUGUCUAUAGGUGCAGGGCCACCAACCAGAAGGGCUCCGUGGAAAGCUCAGCCUACCUCACGGUGCAAGGCUCCUCGGACAAGUCAAACCUGGAGCUGAUCACGCUCACAUGCACCUGUGUGGCUGCCACACUCUUCUGGCUCCUUCUAACUCUCUUCAUCCGGAAGCUGAAACGGUCUCCUUCUGAAGUAAAGACGGACUACCUGUCAAUCAUAAUGGACCCCGACGAAGUUCCCCUGGAUGAGCAGUGUGAACGGCUGCCCUAUGAUGCCAGCAAGUGGGAGUUUGCGCGGGAAAGACUUAAACUAGGCAAAUCGCUCGGCAGAGGGGCCUUUGGGAAAGUGGUCCAAGCAUCUGCAUUCGGCAUUAAGAAGUCACCCACCUGCCGGACUGUGGCUGUGAAGAUGUUAAAAGAGGGGGCCACGGCUAGCGAGUACAAGGCUCUCAUGACGGAACUCAAGAUCCUAACUCACAUCGGCCAUCAUCUGAACGUGGUCAACCUCCUGGGAGCCUGCACCAAGCAAGGAGGGCCGCUGAUGGUGAUCGUGGAGUACUGCCGAUACGGGAACCUGUCCAACUAUCUCAAGAGCAAACGCGACCUGUUCUUUCUCAACAAGGAUGCAGCCUUGCAUAUGGAGCCCAAGAAAGAAAGCCUGGAGCCAGGCCUGGAGCAGGACCAGAAACCCAGACUCGACAGUGUCAACAGCAGCGAGAGUGUUGCCAGCUCGGGCUUCCAGGAAGACAAAAGCGUAAGCGAUGCUGAAGAAGACGAGGAUUACAGUGAGAUCUCCAAGCAGCCCCUCACCAUGGAAGACCUGAUUUCCUACAGUUUCCAAGUGGCCAAAGGCAUGGAGUUUCUGUCCUCCAGAAAGUGCAUUCAUCGAGACCUGGCAGCACGAAACAUCCUUUUAUCUGAGAACAAUGUGGUGAAGAUUUGUGAUUUUGGCCUGGCCCGGGAUAUUUAUAAGAACCCCGACUAUGUGAGGAAAGGCGAUACUCGACUUCCCCUGAAAUGGAUGGCUCCUGAAUCCAUCUUUGACAAGAUCUACAGCACCAAGAGCGACGUGUGGUCCUAUGGAGUGUUGCUAUGGGAAAUCUUCUCCUUAGGGGGUUCUCCAUACCCAGGAGUGCAGAUGGAUGAAGACUUCUGCAGCCGCCUGAAGGAAGGCAUGAGGAUGAGGGCACCAGAGUAUGCAACGCCUGAGAUCUAUCAAAUCAUGUUGGAUUGCUGGCACAAAGACCCCAAAGAGAGGCCCCGGUUUGCAGAACUCGUGGAGAAACUCGGUGACCUGCUUCAAGCCAACGUCCAGCAGGAUGGUAAAGACUACAUCCCCAUCAAUGCCAUACUGACGAGAAACAGCGGCUUCACCUACUCUGUCCCCACCUUCUCUGACGACUUUUUCAAGGGUGGAUUUUCAGCUCCAAAGUCUCCCACUGGAAGCUCUGACGAUGUUAGAUAUGUCAAUGCUUUCAAAUUCAUGAGCCUGGAAAGAAUCAGAACGUUUGAGGAGCUUUCGCCAAACGCCACCUCUAUGUUUGAAGAUUAUCAGCUAGACACGAGCACUCUGCUGGCCUCCCCGCUGCUGAAGCGAUUCACCUGGACUGAGACCAAGCCCAAGGCCUCCAUGAAGAUAGACUUGAGAAUAACCAGUAAAAGCAAGGAGUCGGGGCUUUCUGAUGUCCCCAGGCCCAGCUUCUGCUUCUCCAGCUGUGGCCACAUCAGGCCUGUGCAUGACGACUCUGAGCUGGGGAAGGACCCGUGCUGCUCGCCACCCCCAGACUACAACUCCGUGGUGUUGUACUCCUCCCCACCCGCCUAACGCUCUGAGCCCACUGCAGACCGCUACCCUGACAGUAUUAUGCAUAUAUGAGUUUACACCUAUUCCUCUCCGCAGGAGCCGGCUGCUUUCUGUGACUUAAUAGUGCUUUUUCGUUGUUUUCGUUACUGUUGUUUGGACUAACAAGAAUGUAACCCCAGAUCGUGACAAGCGAGGAACACUAGUGCUCAAUCUUCAUGGGACUCUGUGUAAGAGAAAUCCUUUGUAAGCCCAAUGACUCACCUGCUCCCGCCCCCAAAGCCUCAGGGCACCCUGGACAGGCCAUGUGCUGGCCAUGGCACCCAGCUUGGGUCCUCGUGCCCAUCUUCCCUCCCUGCAGCUGGGGGGCAGGUGUGUAGGCCCCUUAGCCCACAGUGGCAUGCACUGGCCUGCUCUAUCUCUGCAGUCCUCUGGCAGACAUUAAGACACUCCCUGGAGGCGAGAAAGGGAGACCAGAGCCAACAAGAGACACAGGAAAAGGCUUGGGCUCUGUCAUGUGGAGAAGGUGCAGGGGAGGGCUCCUCAGUGCCACUUUAAUGAUUUCUCAUUCCUGGCCUCUGCUUUUUGGGCACCCUACCAAGAGGUGACAGGGCAGAAUGUGUGGGACAUUUUCUAGAUUCUGAGAGGCAAGGACAAAGUUUUUGGGAACCACAGAAAAAUCUCAAAUCUUUCCCUGGGAAUCUGUUUCUGUUGCCCGACACCAUCCACAGCAUGUUUAACAUACAUUGGUGAGGCUGGCGCGUGACUCAGUUCCUCUGGUGAGAUACACUGAAAUCAGAGCCAAGCUUGGAGGCCUCAACUUAACAUACUGCUCAAAGGGAGCUAAGCAGUCUGGCCUAGGGGUGGUCUACCGAUAGACUCAAAAGACACAUUUUAAAGUCGGUUCAAGUAUUAGUAUAUAUAUGACACUUUUGCAUUCUCCUGUCUGAUACAGUUAGCUAUUCAAGGCAGCUAGGGAGAGUUAAGAAGACGGUUUUCUAUGGACCCAAACCAGGAUGAAUGGACUAAAACCUAGUAAGGCAGAAUGGACGCUCCAUGUAUGAUAGCCAAGCCAAUCCACCCGGAGUUGGGACCUCACUGUUUUCUUUUUACUUUAUCAUGAGUUUUGUCAUCUCAAUCCAAUCUGAGAGGAGCAAAAGAGCAUUAGCUAGCGUUUAUUAAGCACUCUAUGCUCCCUGGAAGAAAAUUGAUGUGCAAUUUAUGUAAGCUAUUUCUACAGCUGGGGCUCAGGAUAUUAGUCAAUGAACCAUCAAAACAAAACAAAAAAUCUUAUUUUCAUCUGUUUCAGACCUUACCUGGGGUCUAAGGAUGAUGGGGACAGGGUAGAAAUGGGGAGACAGGGUAGAAAAGGGUGCCCACUCUUUGGGGUCUAGAGAUAUGUGAGCCCUGGAUCUCUAAAAUGGCUGUUAGAUGUUGCAUGUGCAAAUUAUGGUCUGUGUGUUUAGGACAUGUACACUUGCUGGAGCCAGUCCCAGCUGGGCAGACGAUGAGUAGCUGCUUCAUGAGAGCAGACCACACUUCCUUUCUGCUUGCCACUCAAUCCUAUGGCCGCUCCCCUGGGUACCACAUCCUUAAGGUUCUCUGUCGUUUGAGAAGGGAGGCUCGGCACAAUCCCCAGUGAGACAGUCUGCAGUCACGGUGGCUCUUGGGGGAUUCACCUGCCAGGACAGAGAAGUAGGAAAGGGCUCUCAACCAAGAACUGGAUACAAAGAAAUCAGGCAGGGCUGAGGGAAGACAUCUUUGUCCAUCUUUGUGUGUCUGCAAAAGCUCAUGUCAGGUGGCAAGUGUCAAAGACGGGCCGAUUAGACAGAGGCCGCCAGAGAAAUGAAUGAUCUUAUGACUUCUCAAAUCAUUUAAAUAUCUGGUCACUAAUGAAGCAAGAAAACCUUAGCCAGUCCUGUAUUACUGAUUUUAAUCAUCUAAUUUUUAAUCAUUAAGAGACUUUAACAAGGUCUCUUUCCCACAAACGUAAAGAAAAUCUACUGGGAUUCUCUGGCUCUGCUUAAGGACUUAGCGUUGGAGUCUGAAGCCCAUCAGCGAAGAGAAAGACAGUUCCAUCCAAGUUUUUAAGGCAGGAAGGAAAAUGGAAACUUGGAAUGACACAUAUAGUGCCCAUUCAUCAAGACAGCACUGGAUGUUAGGACUCUGGCAGUGACAUGAGACCGUUUGGCGGGUACUAAGGAAGAACAAACAUUUCUCCUAGUGUUUGAGGUCACCAAUGUACACAUUGCUGAAACCUCAGGCAAGUCUAAGUCAGCCUAAGAGAGAUACUCAGGGAACAGAUCUGGUCAGAUCUUGAAAACUGUUGCAUGGGUCUUCGAGCAGUGCUUGCUCCCCUGCCUGUAAAUCAACGCAAUGAAGGAAGAGGGCUUCUUUUGACCGACAGUGGUAGGAACUGUACAUGUAUGUGUGUAUGUGUAUCUGUAUGUUUUGUGCAUAACUAUUUAAAGAAACUGGAAUUUUAAAGUUACUUUUAUAUGAAUCAAAAUGAUAUGCCACAGACAGAACUGAGAUAUGAUCUGGUCCCACCUUUUAGUCAUGAUGAAUGUAUUUCAUAUAUUAUCUUCAUUUAAUAAAAUCCACUUU